GCAUAAGGAAUUAUACAAAUGUCAAAUAGAAACGUAAUUCUGUAAAAACAAACAAUUUGCACAUGAGUGAAAAUAAACAAAUUGUGUAAAAGUAAAAAGGGAUUUAUAUAGGAAAUAUAGAUUAAUUGAACACACAAUUGUUUAAAACAAAAUGGAAAUUGUGAAUCCCUGUUAUUCAGUGUUGUCCAAUUACGAAGUGAUGGAGUCCUUGAAAACACUUAAGGACACUAAGAAAAAAUAUGGACUACGAAACCUGGCAACAAUAACAUAUGAAACUUUGCAAUACUUGGAAGACUCGCCAUGUAAACAAGAAACUCGGGAAAGUAUUCAUGCAUUUUUAACAGAAGUAAAAAACUUAAGUUGCAAGUUAACAACUACGGAAUGUUUAAUGAUGGUCAACGAUCCCCCUACGAGUGCUCUACAUAUUCAACUGCUUAUUGAGGACAGUGAAGAACGUUUAUCCGAAGAGCAAGUGAAUGAAAUUCUGCAAAUUGUUGCUAAACAUUUUCCUAACACUCCUAGCGAAAAUACUUAAUAUAAAAAUAAAGCCGAUUGUUUUAUACAAAGU
Bactrocera dorsalis (oriental fruit fly) is the source of this 568-nucleotide messenger RNA. It is a transcript of the gene Polr3I, whose product is annotated as DNA-directed RNA polymerase III subunit RPC9. The coding region runs from base 152 to 535 and encodes 127 amino acids. NCBI's taxonomy places the organism in Eukaryota, Metazoa, Arthropoda, Insecta, Diptera, Tephritidae. The transcript is spliced from 4 exons. Gene Ontology annotation, molecular function: nucleotide binding. Gene Ontology annotation, cellular component: RNA polymerase III complex. Gene Ontology annotation, biological process: transcription initiation at RNA polymerase III promoter. The record is from RefSeq and is a predicted model, not a curated record.